GGCCCGGAGGGAGCGGAGCGCGGAGGCGGCGCUCACCAUGGCCGACCAGAGCAACAUCCAGUCGGCGGCCUCCAAGAGCAUCCGCCCCUUCCGCUCGAGCGAGGAAUACCUGGAGGCCAUGAAGGAGGACCUGGCCGAGUGGUUCAACGCGCUCUACGACCUGGACAUGGCGGCUGACACCUUCCUGGAGGCGCUGGCCACGGGCUGCGACCUCUGCCAGCACGCCAACAACGUCAACCGUGUGGCCUUGGAGUUCCAGCAGCGGCACCCCGAGGCGGCCGCCCGCAUCCCCCGCAACGAGGUCACCUUCCAGGCCAGGAACGUGGCGCCCGGCUCCUUCGUCGCCAGAGAUAACGUCUCCAACUUCAUCCGCUGGUGCCGGCAGGAUCUGGGCAUUCAGGAUGUCCUCAUGUUCGAGACCAACGACUUGGUGCUGAAGAAGAAUGAGAAAAACGUCAUCCUCUGCCUGCUGGAGGUGGCCAGGAGGGGCUCCAAAUUCGGCAUGCUGGCCCCCAUGCUGAUCCAGAUGGAGGAGGAAAUCGAGGAGGAGCUGCGGGACCAAACGUGUGGGGUGCUGGGGGCACCCAGAGGCAGCCAGGCCCUGCGCCCCACGUCACCCGCGUACCCCGGGCAGGCACAGCGCGUCUCCCUGUGCGACCUGAGGAACCUGGAUGAGCUGGUGCGGGAGAUCCUGGGCUGCUGUACGUGCCCAGCCCAGUUCCCCAUGGUCAAAAUCUCAGAGGGUAAAUACAAAGUGGGAGACUCCAACGCGCUGAUCUUUGUUCGAGUGCUGAGGAGCCACGUCAUGGUGCGUGUCGGCGGUGGCUGGGACACACUGGAACAUUACCUGGACAAGCACGACCCGUGCCGCUGCUCCUCCCUGUCUCACCGCCUGCCCCCCGCCCGCACCCUGGCCUUCUCCCCACCAAAACCUGCUGUCAGCAGUGCCAGCCCCGCACCCCACGCCCCCAGCCCCAGCACCCCACGCCGCGCUGACGUGACCAGCCUUGGGGACAAGCGGACACCAGGCUGGGGGGACGUCGGCUAUGGCAGGACGGAGCGAGGCAGCACCCCGAAGUCUGCGCCUGGAGCCGUCCUGCCCCCCCGGGCCCCUGCCAGCCCAUCCAGGAGCCCCGCCAGUGCACUCAGGCCCCGAGACUCCACCCGCACCCGCCGUCACUCCGGGGACAGCGACUCCUCAUCAGCCUCAUCAGUGGGACCUCCGCGGGGUCACCGCCCUCCCCCCGCCGCCUGCCCCUCUCCGCGCCGCCCGCCGCCGGGACGCAGCCGCUCGGGUGACCGUAGCCCCCUCCCCCUGCGCACCGCCGUCGCUCCGGGCGGCGGGGAGGAGCGCGGCCGGCCGCGUGUCGCAAACGGGCCGGGGCUGCCACGUGCCCGCAGCCAGGGCCGGCCCGGUGCUGACGCCGUGCUGCUGAUCCGACGCGGACGCGACGGGCAGCACUCGUGGACACGUGCUGACAGUGCGCCACGCGCCGCGAUGCGGCCCUCCGGCCCUCGGCGCUCCUCUCUGCCUGGGGACGGGGCUGAGGACAGGGAUGGGGACGCCUUCCAAGAGGAGCUGGAAGAGCUGGCGAGGAGGCUGCGGGCACCGCUGUGUCUGGAACCCGGGCAGGAACAGCAGCUGCUGGGGCGGCUGGAGGAAGAGUUUUUGGCCAACACGCGGCUGAUGGAGCUGGGGGACGGUGAGCCCUCGCCCCCCGCCCGCCCCACGCACGGGACGUUGGAGCCUGGCAGCGGGGCGGCCGCCGACUCGGCUUACUGCUCCUCCUCGUCCUCUUCAUCCUCCCUCAACGUGCUCAGCAACAAGCACGGCUGUCUGCCCGAGGAUGGCCGUCGCAAUGGGGGUCCCCCGGCCGCCCCCCACCCGCAGGAGCGCUGCGGCCGCCCCUCCAGCUCUUCGGAUGAGAGCAGCUGCGUGCCGGCCUCCGGUGCCGAGUCUGACCCCGAGUGGGUGCCAGCAGCGGAAGACGAGGGGAUGGAGACCGCGGUCGUGCCGGGGAUCCCCGUAUCCCCCGCCCUGCGGCCCUGUGCCCGGCCUCGGCUGGACGCGCAGCCGGGCAGGAAGCCCACCCGCAUCCCUGCACCCCGGCCCCCUGCCGGCCCCCCGCCCUGGAGGGCGCUGCACAGCGUCCUGGCCUCGCUGCUGGAGCCUGGGAGGGCACCGCGGGAAGAGGAGGGGCUGCAGGAGGACGCCUGGCCGUGAGAAGGACAAGGUGGUGGCUGCGGCCCCCGGAGUGGGAUGUGCGGGCACUGGGGCACGGUGGGAAUGGAUGCUGUCACGGCGGCGCUGGAGGGGGCUGACGAACCUGGGUGUGAUCGCAGUGCUGACAGGAGCUGUGUCACGGCGUUGGGAACGGGUCUGGGAGCAGCCAGCUCUGCUCAGCUCCUCUGCUCUUCAACAUUCUUCCUUCUGCUCCGUCCUGCUCCCCUCACCUUCCAUCCCUCCCUCUCUCCCCACCUGGGGACACGCAGCUCGUCACCAUGACCCGUACCCAGGGGACGUCCCCUCUUCCCCUGCAGCAUCUCCCCCAGCACAGGCUGCCCUGCAGCUCCCGGAGCCAGUAAAGCCCAAGGAAGGA
Messenger RNA from Lagopus leucura (white-tailed ptarmigan), 2600 nucleotides. It is a transcript of the gene GAS2L1, whose product is annotated as growth arrest specific 2 like 1. The record is from RefSeq and is a predicted model, not a curated record. Gene Ontology annotation, molecular function: cytoskeletal adaptor activity; microtubule binding; actin filament binding. Gene Ontology annotation, cellular component: actin filament; stress fiber; microtubule plus-end. Gene Ontology annotation, biological process: actin crosslink formation; microtubule bundle formation; regulation of microtubule polymerization or depolymerization. Lineage: Eukaryota; Metazoa; Chordata; Aves; Galliformes; Phasianidae.